Molecule: messenger RNA, 4730 nt
Organism: Scatophagus argus
Lineage: Eukaryota; Metazoa; Chordata; Actinopteri; Scatophagidae
Gene: galnt11
Product: UDP-N-acetyl-alpha-D-galactosamine:polypeptide N-acetylgalactosaminyltransferase 11 (GalNAc-T11)
Exons: 12
Coding region: 2603-4273 (556 amino acids)
Biological process (GO): regulation of Notch signaling pathway
Cellular component (GO): Golgi apparatus
Molecular function (GO): Notch binding
Source: RefSeq, a predicted model, not a curated record
CCAAACUCAUCCAACCAUGUCUUUAUGGAGCUUUGCUUUGUGCACUGGGGCACAGUCAUGCUGGAAUAGAAAAGGGCCUUCAACAAACUGUUGCCACAAAGUUGGAAGCAUGCAGUCAUAGAUAAAUUAUUAGACCACCCUCGUUUUCUUCAAUUUCUUGUUCAUUUUAAUGUCUGAUACCACUAAAGGUACAUUACCUGAAGAAUGCAAUGAACACGACAAAAAGUGCAGCUGAUUCCAUAAUACUUUCUGUCCUAUUCGACAUGCUUAAGCUUAAUUGUAUUCCCAGGGUAUAUAAAAGGCCAUUUCAUGUCAUAAGCAGCACUGCACAUGCAAAGGUCUAGAGUGGUUUCCUGCUUACAUUCAAGCCAUAGCACAACUCAGAAGUUGUCAGAAUUAUGUGAAGCCACAAAGGCAGCCAUCUUGGCACUGCUGGAAAUUGGUAUGAGUGAGAGACAGGUAACCAAAAAACUGAAGAUGUUCAAGACAUGUUGAUGAUUGGGCUAAGUUUCUCUUCAGUGAUGAAUCCAAUUUUGAGUUGAUGCCCACUCCACUCAACUUACUGGUUAGGAGGAAGCCUGGAGAAGCCUACAAACCAGGCUGUCUUGCCCCUACAGUAAAACAUGGGGGUGGAUCGGUGAUGAUCUGGGCUUGUUUCAGUAUGGGUGGAACAGGGCAAAUGCAAUUGUGUGAAGGACGAAUGAACCAGGUCAAGUACAGGGCUGCUCUUGAAAACAGUCUUCUUCCAUCAGCUGAAAAACUUUUUCCUGUCUCGAAUGACUGCAUUUUCCAACAAGACAAUGCCCUUUGACACACGGCAAGGUCAGUUAAAGCCUGGAUGGAGAACUGGAACAUUCGAACCAUGCCUUGGCCUGCUCAAUCACCAGAUCUAAUUCCAAUUGAAAACCUGUGGAACAUCAUCAAACUCAAAAUGGAGAACCACAAGCCCAAAAACAAAGAAGAUUUGUUUGAAUUUUCGCAACAGGAAAGGGCUGCUGUGACAGCAGAACAAUGUCAGAAGCUGGUGGAGAGCAGGCCAAGACGCAUGGCUGCAGUCAUCGAAAACAAUGCUUAUGCAAUCAAGUACUAACUCCUGUGUGUCUCAUGUGACUGACAGACAGAAAAGAAAACAUGGACUGCCUAAAAGCACUGACAGUACAAUGCCAUAGCUAUUGAUGUAAGAACUCAAGUGAUUUUGGUUAUUAUCAAGAAAACCAUGGAAAAUGGCUACAUAAUAGCUCUUAAAUUAAACUCUUAUGAGCUAUUUUUGUUGUUAUCAUUAUAUUUGUCCAAACAAAUGUACCUUUAGUGGUACCAGGCAUUAAAAUGAACAAGAAAUUGAAGAAAACAAGGUUUCCAUGAGUGUAGCGUUGUCAAAAAUGUCUUGGUAUGCUGAAGCAUUAAGAUGAGAGGUGUGUCCCGAUACUUUUGUCCAUAUAGUGUAUGUUCUUCAUCACUCUUGUAUCUAAUAUGCCACUGGAAUCAGAAGAUGAUGAAAAAUUGAAAUCUUUUCAUCUGAAGUGGACAUAAACAUCUUUCCAUUGACUUUGUAUUCAACUGUGCUGCCUCUAAAAUUCAGUCUGCAUUCUGUCUGAACACACAGUGCAAUAGCCAGGAAGCUGAAGCUCUUGUUUUUUAACAUAAUAAAAUGGGUUUCUUGUCACAGUUAGUCUUUUCCUUGGUUUGAAACAAUUUGGCUUCUGUUUCCUCAUUCACAUUUGAGUAUGAAGACACCUCAACAUUUCCUUCGCAUGUGAGAAAGCUGAACCCAAAAACAAUCGGAAGAAACUACAACCUGAAGAUGUGUUUGUUCUGGAGGAGGCCAGAACAAACAGACCAACUGGUCAGCAGGUCAGAUUCAACCUGUGGUUCUUGUUUCAGCCACUAGAUGGAGGCAGAACUUCAGUCUUGCCCAAAGAAGAAGCAGAUCAUCUGGAUCAUCUGGAUCAUGGUCUGGGUCAUCUUUUUACAUUUUGUCAUUAACAUCUGUGGUUCUGUGGGUGAAAAUGGUCAGAAAUCUGGAGUCAGGAGAAAAGGUCACAGAUGCCAAAAGAUAAGGAACACUACCUGUGCAGGUUGACUGAAGGCUGCUUGUUUUUUGAUGAUGAAUUUAUCAUUUUCUAGAAUGAGAAGUCGUUGGUUUGAGUGGAUUGUUUUAGUUCUUGGCAGCACUUUGUGUCUGUACAAAAACAAGCCUAAGCUUGACUGAGUUUGGAGAAACUUUUAGACUUUUGGCGUUCAAAGAAAACGACCCCAGAACUCAUCGAGCCUCUCUGUCUGUGGUUUUAUAUUGAAAGGUAACUUCCUUUUAACAGGUGUCUGGUUUGUUUUAUUGUGAAGGUUGUGAGCGGAAGUGGUAUGGUUUGUGCUGCCUGACUUGAAGGUGUUUCUGUGAGAAAACUUACUGCAGGCACACAGAGGGCUUCUGUGUGAAGAUGAUGACAUUGUGAAGGAUAAACUACCCGUUUAUCUGCCUCUUCAGCCAGUCAGAACUCCGUUAUAAAUCCUGUCGAUUUUAACCACGGCGGCUAACUGACCUGUAAACCUGACGGCAGGCUUAGCCAGCCGGCCAGAGUGCCGCCGAGCAAACCGCUCCAAGCUAAUGAACCAGCCUGGCCGUGGCAGGACUCCACUGCAGCACCACAGCCAGCCAAUCACCAGGGGCCAUGUGGACCAGAGGGCAGUUCGCCGGCCUCUGCCAGCCAGUAAGGGGGUGGAGCUGUCGCCAGAGAUGGGGAUGAUUUUUAACAAGGCAGAUCAGGAGGUGAGGGACACCGGUUACCAUCGACAUGCCUUCAAUGUCCUGAUCUCUACCAGACUGGGAUAUCACCGAGAGCUGCCCGACACCAGAGACUCCCAGUGUCGGGAUAAGGUGUAUCCUCUGGCUCUGCCUUCUGCCAGCGUAGUGAUCUGUUUUUUCAAUGAGGCCUUCUCCGCCCUGCUCCGGACCGUCCACAGCGUGUUGGACCGCACGCCGGCCUACCUGCUGCACGAGAUCAUCCUGGUGGACGACCACAGCGAGCUUGAGGAGCUGAAGGACGACUUGGAUCGGUACGUCAGGCAGGAGCUGGAGGGCAAAGUGAAACUGGUGAGGAACCAGAGGAGGGAAGGACUCAUCAGAGGACGCAUGAUAGGAGCCUCACAUGCUACUGGUGACGUGCUGGUCUUCUUGGACAGUCACUGCGAGGUGAACCAGGUGUGGCUGCAGCCUCUGCUGGCUCCCAUCCUGAAGGACCGCCACACGGUCGUCUGUCCCGUCAUCGACAUCAUCUCAGCCGACACCCUGUCCUACUCACCCUCACCCAUCGUCAGGGGAGGCUUCAACUGGGGGCUGCACUUCAAGUGGGACCCUGUGCCCCCCUCCGAGCUCAGCAGCCCGGAGGGAACCACUGGACCAAUCAGGUCUCCCACCAUGGCAGGCGGUCUCUUCGCCAUGAACAGGAAGUAUUUCAAUGAGCUUGGCCAGUAUGAUCCUGGCAUGGACAUCUGGGGCGGGGAAAACCUGGAGAUCUCCUUCAGGAUCUGGAUGUGCGGUGGUCAGCUGCUCAUCAUCCCGUGCUCCAGAGUCGGUCACAUCUUCAGGAAGAGGAGACCCUACGGCUCCCCAGGGGGGCAGGACACCAUGGCCCACAACUCCCUGCGGCUAGCGCACGUAUGGAUGGAUGAGUACAAGGAGCAGUAUCUGUCUCUGCGUCCAGAGCUGCGUGACCGCAGUUAUGGUGAUAUCAGCGAGCGCGUGGCGUUGAGGAAGCAGCUGCAUUGUCACUCGUUCCGCUGGUAUCUGGACACCGUCUACCCUGAGAUGCAGACCGUCGCCGGCGGCAGCAAGCAGCAGCAGCAGCAGCCGUUGUUCAUCAACAAGGGCCUGAGACGACCCAAAGUUCUGCAGAGAGGAUGGCUUCGUAACCUAGCAACUGGGCGGUGCCUGGUGGCCCAGGGCAGAGCCAGUCAGAAGGGCGGAGCUGUAAUCCUGCGACCAUGUGACCACCGAGACCCUGAACAGGACUGGACCUAUGAUGAAGAGGGUCAGCUGGUCCUGGCAGGUUUGCUGUGUCUGGACGUGUCAGAAGUGAGGACCUUCGACCCACCCAGACUGAUGAAAUGUCACGGCUCGGGGGGGUCGCAGCAGUGGAGCCUGGGGAAAUCUAACCGUCUCUAUCAGGUCUCGGUGGGUCAGUGUCUCUCUGUUGCUCAGCCAAUCGGGCCCAAGGGUUACGUCUCCAUGGCGAUCUGUGAUGCCUCGCAGGCGCAGCAAUGGCAGCUGGAGAGCUGAGGAGAGUGAUGUCACACCUCUAUGAAGACAGACAGAUGGACUGACCGACAGGCGGACGUCUUCAGUCCAGUUUUAAAGACAAUCAUGUUUCACUGAAGAGGCUUUUUUGUGUUUUUACUGUUUUAGUUUUUCUCAGGACGAACUUUUAUCAACCAGCAGGUUUCAUUUAGUCUUCGUGUUUUUAAAGAUUUUCUUCCAGGAAGGACUGGGAGACCCCGACGAGGCUGGAAGGAGACGGUCUGUUGAUUUUCAGGUCAUGAUGACCUCAAAAACUUCCUGGAGUUGACGUGACAAAGGAACUCGUCGCGUUCUCUCUUUGUGCUUCUUUUGAACGACUCGUCGACGUGCAGAUGUGCCACACCUGCAUGACGUCAGCUGAUGUCUUCGUUUUCCUCGUGAGCCUGAAGCUUUUUUUGUCAUUUCAUCAUCAAUAAACCUUUGAGUCAUGAAGGGUAAA